AGUAGCACUUCCUUUGGUGGCCUGUCUGUUACAGUUCGUACAAAAUUAUGAAAUUCUUAGUAGGUUCCAUCCACUAUAUUGCUAUUUAAAAUAUAUAUUAUAUUGAUAUGGGUAAAACACGAAAACCUUAUGAAGAAAUUGGUGCAAUAUUUAAUGGAAAUGAGGUCAAAAUCCGAGUGCCAAAGAGCACCAUAAAACCCUCAAAGUUGACACCUGCCCAACUAAAGUUACAGCAACAGUGUACUUGUGAAGACGACGAAUCCGUCUGUUCCGAGACUUGUGGAUUUCCGGGCGGUAAAGGUAGUGGACAGGCAAAUAGACUGAAUUUCCAGAUACCUGACGAUAUUUGCGAAUCUCUAACAAAUAGGACUGCAUUAAACUCAGAAUUGGUGUAUAGUAAUAAAGAAGCUCAUGAUACCAUGUGUAAUGUAUGCAAUGUUACGCCAAAAGAUGCUCCUAAAGGAGUCCAUGCUCAAAAACUAUUACAUCCAGACAAAGAUGUUUUUAUUUUAAAAAUAGGCAAACAAACCGAUGAGCCUAAUCGUACUGGAAAUAUAGAGGUAGAAUUAGUAACACCAAGAGCUCCCACCCAAAUGAAACCAGCUACUCACUCAUGCAAGCAGAUACAAUGUGAGGAAGAGAAUAUUCCUUGUUGUGUUCCGUGUAGAACUUGUCGAGGAAUAGUUCCAAAGAAAAGAAAGGUCAGACGUCCCAAAUUCUGCAUGUGAAAAAGGAAUAGAGUUAUUAAUUGAAUUCUGCAUUAAUUGUUAUUGUAAACAAUACAAUUAAAUAUUACUUAGUCUUCGAAAGUAAAAAGAAAAAAUUGUAAAAUAGUUUGCGUCAUAAACAUUAAAGAUUAUUAUUUAUUCCAUGUAAAACCCCUAUAGAACCAAAUUAUAAAAAAAAUAUUUUUUUUCAAAAAAGAAAACAUUCUUCAUAAUAACAUUUUUAGGUUUGGUACUGACUAUAUUAAUAUAAUUCGAACUUUAUUACCAUAUUGUAUAUUUCUGAAUAAUCUACUACUAGUAUGUAAUACAAGUACAAUUAUAAUAUAAAUACAGAAACGGAUACCAAUACAUACUUAAUAGCUUCUUUCGAAGUCCAAUUUUAAUCUAGUGUUAUCAAAGUACUAAUAAAAUGUUUGUAACAUGUUACUGUAAAUAUUUGUUUGAGACAUUGAUUGGUCGAAGAUCAAUUAAAUAAUAGCUAUAUAAUAAUAUGUUCCCUAACUAAUUAUAUCACUUUAAUAUCAAUUACAUAACGGAUAAGUAUAUAUAAAGUAAUAUAAUGACUGUGAUAAUUUGUUACGUCAGUUAAUUCUAAAGAAUUUAAAUAGAUAAUGUCUAUAAUCUAAAUAAUAUAUGUAUAUAAAAUGCCUAUAAACAUAUUUAUUUAUAUACAUAUAUGUAAUUUGAUUCCUUUUGUUUGUUUAAGGUUAUACUAUUGGUAUAUGUUAUAUCUUGCAGUAAUUACUGCCUUCUCACUACUCCUGGAACGUUUGCUCACAUUGUCUCUUAUUUGUUUUGAUAUUGUAUUUUCGGUGUAGGUACAAUACAGGAUAUAUGUAUAUAUAAUAUAUCUCGUUUGGAAAGGAUUCAAACUUGUAAUCUGUUUGGAUAUUUAUCUUGAUAUCAUAAAAUAUGUCUCAAAAAACAACUUUUGUUUAUACUUUCCAUAAAUUCAGUACAUAUGUCCUCUUAUGACUUUGUCACCUAUAGAAUUGAAUAGUUAUUUUUCUGUUUACUCAUUUUAGAUUUAGACAUCUUAGCUUGAUGUGCUUCAGUUUCAUAAUAAUAAAUGUUUUACUAAAACCACAGAUAAUAUGAUAUUACAUACUAAAACCAAUAAAAGGAGGUGUCAAUGUUAUUAAUAAGCUUAGGAUCAUAUUUUUAGUUAGAAGUAUUUCGUUCAGCGCCUGUGAGCUUACUCAUUAGACAAAACCUCAUAACUUUAUAGGAAUACAGAUUUAAGAAAUGGAGUCAUCAGAUUGGACUAUUAUUUG
Molecule: messenger RNA, 2002 nt
Organism: Achroia grisella
Lineage: Eukaryota; Metazoa; Arthropoda; Insecta; Lepidoptera; Pyralidae
Exons: 4
Coding region: 108-728 (206 amino acids)
Source: RefSeq, a predicted model, not a curated record